CGGAAAAGCCCAGCAGACUUCCAACAUGACAACAGACGAAAAUAACGACGAAGAUGUGUCUCUGUUUGACGCAGAGGAGGAUUCUGGGAAAAGGAGUAAAAAAGGAGGAGUCAAACAUCCAGUGGCGCUCUUCUUCCUCCUGUUCUUCAGAGUCUCGGCCUUGUUGGUGUAUCUGUUCUGUGAGAUCUUUGGUGCCAGUUCCAUCUCAUCCAUGGUCUGCAUCAUCCUCCUGCUCUCUGCUGACUUCUGGACUGUCAAGAACAUCAGUGGGCGGCUGCUGGUCGGGCUGCGCUGGUGGAACCAGGUCGACGAUGAUGGAAAGAGCACCUGGAUCUACGAGUCCAGAAAGGGGGCAGCUAAAGCCUCUGGCUCAGAGUCGCGGCUCUUCUGGCUCAGUUUGGUGGUGGCUCCAGUUCUUUGGUCCAUCCUCUCGUUCACCAGCCUCAUCUACUUUCGGAUCAAGUGGCUUCCGGUGGUGGUGAUGGCCAUGGUUCUGAAUGGAGCCAAUCUUUACGGAUACGUCAAGUGUAAAUUUGGAAGUAAAACCAGCCUCAAGACUGUGGCAACAAACUACUUUGGGCGACAGUUCCUCAAACAGGCCUUGUCCAAAGAAGAGGAGUCAUAACUCUACGCAUUUUGGACAUUUCAAAAUUUUUCUCAAACAUUCUCAUUGUUUUGCUUGAAUCCAAAUUUAAGUUUAUUUUUUAUUUUUAACAUUUAUUUAGUUUAUGUCUGGAUUAACCCGAUUUAAACCUGGAUCACAGUUGGAUUUUGAGCGUUGUGAAGUGUAAAUAUGUACAGCUGAAUGGAUUCCUUUAUUAAAAUAUUUCUAAAAAACUU
Periophthalmus magnuspinnatus is the source of this 840-nucleotide messenger RNA. It is a transcript of the gene tvp23b, whose product is annotated as trans-golgi network vesicle protein 23 homolog B (S. cerevisiae). Bases 26 to 625 code for a protein of 199 amino acids. Lineage: Eukaryota; Metazoa; Chordata; Actinopteri; Gobiiformes; Gobiidae. The transcript is spliced from 7 exons. Gene Ontology annotation, cellular component: Golgi membrane. Gene Ontology annotation, biological process: protein secretion; vesicle-mediated transport. The record is from RefSeq and is a predicted model, not a curated record.